AUGUCUUACGCCGACAUUGCCGCCAAGGGCCCUCAGCAGUCCGCUGAAGAAGUAAUCUCUUCCAUCCUCCGUGAUAUGCUUGUCAUCGGCGGUGGUGUUGAGUAUGCCGUCGUGGAUAUUGCCAUGUGCAUCGCUGUCGCGCGUCUGAGGAAGCGUCGCGCCCCUCCUGUCGCCGAGGUCAACCGCACCGACGACUCCGUGCAUUCGCUGGUCGACGUCGACUCGCCGCACGUAGCGUCGGUGCCGUCGGACUUCGAGUCGCAAGACGUGCAGACGUCGACGCAAGCGGACCGGCUCGAGAUUGAGGAGCAGGCGCGCCUGCACCAGGCCGAGGCGCGGGCCAAGGAGGAAAAGGAAAAGGCCAAGGCCAAGGCCCGUCGCGCCGGCCACAAGAUCCACGCCAACGCCUCCAACCCCGUCGUCCUGGGCAACGCCAUCACGGUCGGUGUGCUGGGCGCGGCGCUGGGCUUCGGCGCGUACAGGAAGUACACGGCGGGCCAGCUGAGCUGGAAGCUUGCUGGUGCGUGGGCGGGCGCGCUGGGCCUGUUUGGCGUUGCGGACUACUAUGUCUCUCAAUACUUCUUCCAGAAGUACCCUCCCAAGAACUAG
This is a messenger RNA of Aplosporella prunicola CBS 121167, 609 nucleotides long. RefSeq lists its product as uncharacterized. Gene Ontology annotation, molecular function: nascent polypeptide-associated complex binding. Gene Ontology annotation, cellular component: mitochondrial outer membrane. The record is from RefSeq and is a predicted model, not a curated record. Bases 1 to 609 code for a protein of 202 amino acids. Lineage: Eukaryota; Fungi; Ascomycota; Dothideomycetes; Botryosphaeriales; Aplosporellaceae. The transcript is spliced from 4 exons.